AUCCUGGUAGAAGGAGAAGGACUGGGAUAAGAAAGGCGAUUGAGACCUUCGCCCAGUUCAUGAACUCGAGAUCAGACACCAGACAAUAUAAAGGGAAUAGAGACACCAAAGGCGCUUCUGUCUCUCGGCCGCCGAAACAUACACACUGCAUACACAGCCGAGGAAGAAAGGAAGAAGCGUCAAUGCAUAUCCUCUUAUCAUGACUCUAAACCUUUUGCUAAGAAAGCUUGGAGCCUGGACCUGGGACGCCUUAGUAAACGACGGUCUGAUGGCAUCCCACAUCUGGGGAACGCCCAUUCCCUACGGCCUCAACGUUUCCAGCAACAGCACCUGCCCCGUCCCGCCUCCCAUCGGCCAUCCGGUUUCCUACCCUUUCAACAACAAUACGGCCCGGAGGCUCCUUGUGCAGACCGCCAUUCAAAGACUGUUGGCUCGACUGGACGACGUUGUGUGGCAGCUACGGUAUAUCAGCACCAUGUGGCACAUAAUGGAGACCCUAGCGGGGGGCGGCGACCUUACACCGUUCCUCAUGAGGGCGUGGGGGGAGAGUGUAGCGUCGACUGUCCUGCGGAGAGCGCUUGGGCUUGGGCCUCUGGAUCUCAGAGUCCAUAUGGUGAUGGAGGGAGUGUUUCUGCACCUGAGCUUGUCGUUCUUGCUUUUGGUGAACUUUGUCUUUGUUCGCUGGCGACGGCGGGUAAGGCAGGGUUUGGAAAAUGAAGGGGGGCGAGGGAGAUGGAGAUGAAGAGGAGGAGGAGGGGGAGGAGGAAGAAGAUGAGUAACGAGAAGAACCUUAUAUUGCUGAGUGCCUUGCUGUAUCACAUUUCUGCGUUAACUUUAAAUAGCACCGAUGUCCUGACGUUGACGGUCGGGAAGAUAUCCGCUGCUCCGAGCCUCGAGUCCCCCGACUUUCCAUAUUUUCCUGACUUGGCUUCUACCGAUUACCUCAACCGGUUU
Molecule: messenger RNA, 954 nt
Organism: Sodiomyces alkalinus F11
Lineage: Eukaryota; Fungi; Ascomycota; Sordariomycetes; Glomerellales; Plectosphaerellaceae
Exons: 2
Coding region: 200-742 (180 amino acids)
Source: RefSeq, a predicted model, not a curated record